AGACAGAAGCAGGGCGGAGAGACGCUGGGAGGCAGUAGGACCCGUGCCUGGGGCACACACCCGGGACCCUGCGGCCUGGUUUCAGGCUGUGCUCUGCCACGUGCCCCCCCCCCCCGCCCCCGGCAAGGCUCCGUGCCAACGGCUUACCCUCUCCCAGCCUCUGUUCCCGAUCUGUAAAGUGGGGGUAUGGCGUGCAGUUGAUUGCAGGGGUAUUGGGAAAAUCUGGCGUGGUGCUAACUGAACGGUUUGCCCCAGGGCCUGGCACGGGGGCAAGGCCUUAAGAAAAUGCUGGCUCUGCUUGCUAGUCCUCUGCCAAGUUCUUCCUUGUUCCUUCCUAACAGAAUGAUUCAAGGGCUGGUUGUUGCAAAUAUUUUCUUCUCUCCAGUGUUUGCUUUUGGCCCACUUCGAGAUCCGAAUUAGAGCCUCGUCAUGCAGGGAAGGGAGCAUGACAGAACUUUGGAAUUAGUCCCCACGUCUGCGUGGAGCAGUGUUGUCCGCCUCUCUUCGGAUGACUCAGGAGCCCGGAGAGGCGAGGGACCCAUCAUCUGCCACACAGUGAAUAAGUAGGAACAUCGGGGAUUGAGCCCAAGCGAGCCUGCGAUUCCAUGGGUCCCCACCCCACGUGCCACUGCCCAUGGGGCUGAGGCGUGACCCCGAGCAUCACUGAGCCUGGGAGAGGGGUGAGCUUUACAACAAGCUUCUCUAGGACGGUGGGAGAAAGCUGUUCCUGGCCUUGUCCUGCGCAUGCGCGUAAAGGACGUCGCAGAAGGAAAGGAAAAGCAGAUGAGUAAACUGUUUGUUUUCGAGGCUCGCAAUAGGCUCCAGGGGUGAAGGAUGCCAAACCCUGAUGGUGUGAAUCGGGAUUAUCCGCAGUGUCUCUGUCCUGGCUGUCCUUACCCCUCUUUAUGAUGAACAAUGGUCAAGAGAGGCCCCUACUCCUCUAUUCGGGUGCCCUGCUGACUCCCAGGAAUGGGAGCUGUUGUACCCCAUCUCUUAGAGCCUGUCUAUCCCAAGGUUAUUACCAAGAGCUGACGGAGGUAGAGGUGGGGAGGCUGAGCACGAGGUGAAGAAUAAGGAGGCUGGAGAGAGACUGGGGAUGAAGUUGGGCUUAGGGAAGAAGAAGCAGCUGCAGCCCCAGGCUCCCAGACUCCCGGCGUGGCAUUGAGUCGGCUCCACCGAAGUCCUCUGGGUCCCCUGGCCGGAAGCCAGCCUGACGUGUGGCCGAGCGCUCACUGAGCCUGGGCUGUGGCCAUCGGACACUGGGGAUGGGGCUUCCACACUGACAUCCAACGUCCUUUGCACCUGCCUAUCAGACCCCACAUGCUGCCUGAGAACACGGACAAGGAAGAGAAGAAAGGCAAAUUCAGAUCCCGGAGAGUCCUCUCUGAAAGGGAGGAGGUAGAUGUCAUCUCCAGGCUGGAGGGGAGUGGGGGGGAGUUGAGCUCUGGGGCCCAAAGGACUGGGCUCAACUCCUCCUCCCUCCCUGUGUGGCUGGGGCGUCCAUGCACACGUCUGCUGGUUGUGACGAUACAGCGCAACAUGAGGAAGUGUGUGGAACGUAGUAGGUGCCCAGCAGACAGCUCCUUCCAUCUUCCUCCUCGUAAUGAAUCAGGUGCGGGGAGAGGACCAGCGCCUGGAGAACGGAGAACGCUGCUGCGUCAGAGCGGGAACGAUGGCAUUAAUCACAAGGACAGAUGGUGAUGGAGCACUCAUUAAGUGUUGGCUGCGUUAAGUGAUGCCGCCCACACCCUCUGUUUUACCCCCCACAAGAGCCCGACGAGCUGGAGACUGUUAUCCCCAUUUUACAGAUAAGCAAACUGAAGCUGAAGUUGGAAACUUGUCUAAGGUCUCUCCACCUGUGAGCUGGCAGAGCCGGGAAGCAAACCCACAUCUCCAAUAUUCUGAACUACAGCCCUGUCCUACGUUGGACAGGGGUGGGGGGAUGGCGUGGAGAGAGACAGCCCCAGAGAGGGCAGCCCUGGGCCCCCACCCCUCAGCAUUGCCAGAUUGGAGGCUUCACACCCAGGAGGGCUGAGGGAGUGAGCGGGGGACUCUGGGGUCAGACAAGCCUGCAUCUGUUCCUAGCUAGCUUGAUGACUUAAUUUGCUGUCUGUCUUCGGGGACGUUUCUCAGCUCUGAAACCUCUUUUUUCUCAUCUGCAAGAUGGGGAUAAUAUUCACUACCUGACCGACGGCUUUGGCUGAGCGCCUGGCCCAGCAUCGGUGCCCAGGGAAUGGGCAGUCCCUGCCAGGCUUCUGAAACAGACGUGCCUCCUCCCCGCCCCGCAACAAACUGCCUGUCUGCUGUUGACUGAGAGGAGAAGCAUGUUCUUUUCCAAACCCAGAGACCCCCCCCCCCCACCUUCAAGUUGCUGCUGGCAUGGGCCGAGGGCUCCCAGGAGCUGCCUUGUUGGCACCUCCUUCCGAGCCAGAGUCAGGGAGACCCCUGCCUGAAUCCUGACCCAGCCACCUGCUACCACCCUCCGACCUGCUCAGCCAGAAGCUACCCAGGGACAAAGAAGAGCACAGAGACAGCAUGGCCUGGCAGGGGCUGGUGCUGGCCGCCUACCUCCUCGUGCUCCCCUCCGCCAUGGCGGACUGCCUGACCCGGUGCUCCUUGUGUGCUGUGAAGACCCAGGACGGGCCCAAGCCUGUCGACCCUCUGAUUUGUUCCCUGCAAUGCCAGUCCACUCUGCUACCGGCUGAGGAGUGGGAGACAUGCCAAGGCCUUCUGUCCUUUUUCACCCCCUUCACCUUCGGGCUCAAUGGCAAAGAAGACUUGGAGACCAAGGCCGCUUUGGAGGAGUCCUAUAGUGAGCUGGCCAAGCGCUCUGGGCCCUUCCCGAAGGAGCUUGAGAAAAACAGAUUUCUCCUCAGCACCCCGACAGAGGAGAAUGCCCUGAGCAGGAGCCUGGCGGAGAAGCUCCGGGGUUUCUCUGGCAGGUUGGGUGAGGGAGGGGAGUCUGAGCUGAUGCGGGACACCCAGCUGAAUGAUGAUACCUUGGAGGCUGGGGCAUUGGAUUCCAAUGAGGAGGACAUCAAGGAGCAGGUCAAACGCUAUGGGGGCUUCUUGCGCAAAUACCCCAAGAGAAGCUCAGAGGUGGCUGGGGAAGGGGACGGGGACGGAGGUAGGGUGGGCCAUGAGGACCUGUACAAACGCUACGGCGGCUUCUUGAGGCGCAUCCGUCCCAAGCUCAAAUGGGACAACCAGAAGCGCUAUGGAGGUUUUCUCCGGCGCCAGUUCAAGGUGGUGACUCGGUCUCAGGAAGACCCCAAUGCCUACUCUGGAGAGCUUCUUGAUGGGUAAACCCCUCCCCAUCGUGGAGUUGAGUCAGGAGCUCCCCCUGACACCCUUCCAGAUUGGAGUGCCCUCAUCCAUCCUACCUUACAUCCCCUGUACCCAUGCUUAGUUCAGCUUGGUCUGCAAAACAUCCAAACCCAGCCUGCCUCUUUUCUGCCUGGGGUGCAGUGUUUGUCUGGAGUCAGCAAGGAGGAAGGAUGGAGGUUCCCCUCUCCAGUAGACUCAGUGCUUGGUCCCAACUCUAGAACAUUGAAACUACUGCCAACAGCAGCUUUUGCUAUUAAUCCCCCCCCAUUAAUGUGACUCCCCAGUUCCAGGAAUCCAGACUGACUUGUUCUUCAUCCCUCUAGAUAAAUAGCAAAACAAGAUAAAGAAACAAAUAGAAAUCCUAACACUUUAUCCCAAACCUUAAAGGAUCUCCUUGUGCUCCUCACUUUGGAGACCAUGCUUUAGGUAAAACGCUCAAAUGCAGCAUUUUAUUGGAGCAGGAAGUCCUACACUAGAGAGUUCAGUCCUCCAGUGGGCAUGUGUUCAGUUGUGUUCUCUGUGUUCUCAUCGUUUAGAAACACACCUCUCGAGGAACCCAGUUCCUGGACUCCAGUUCAUGUUGGUACCUUGGAUAGCACCCAACCCCUUGCGUGAGAGGAAGGGCGUGAAAACUGCUUCCAAAAGGGUAAUGAGAGCAGUUCUCCCACUGAAUACUGAAAUGAUCAGGAAGGGAGCAAGACAAACCAAUUUGCUCUGUGCAGCAAACUCAAAAUGUGGACCAGUUCCCUCAGCCCUCAUUAAACUAAUUAAUCAGAUCGGCAGCACACUCCUACCCCAGGAUGAACUGAAGCUGAGUCAAGUUGAUGAGGUUAAGCACAACCAUGUUCUUGAGCAGCUGAAUUGGCCGCCAAGAGUCUUAGCCAUCUGGCCAAACAUAUGCAUUGGGCAUUGGGUAAGGGAAUCCAGAAGCAACAGCUAGAAAGACAAAAAGGCCUUCUUCAACCCCUGUGAUGAUUCUUUCCUCUUGAUUUCUCAGAAUAAAACCAGAAAGAGGCAUGAAGUGAUUAAGUGCUUGAUGUCAAAUGAAUUCUCUUGAUUCAAAUAACCCAGAAUCAGAGGCAGAGACCUCCCAAUGUCUUGGUUUCAAUCAAAGUCUUCUCUCUCUGUUGCUCUUGCUCGCUCAUCCCCGGGCACUAUGGUUUGGUUUGUGGGUCCAGGAGGCUGGGCUGGAUAGGAGAGGAAAGGGUCUUGAGUUCAGUUAAUUUGUAUAAGAUGCUACUGAGCAUAAUUCUUCAUGCGCAACUCCCGGGUCCCUCAUGAUGUUCUGAAAUGUAUGGAUUGCUGUAGGGUUAACUUCGUGUGCUUUUAAAAAAUCCCACUUAUGCAAUUUACCCAGAAUUUGCUUAUUCCUUAGCAGGCCUAUGUUAUUUCCUACUCCUCCAGUGCAAUAAAUAAAAGAAAGAUGG
Messenger RNA from Zalophus californianus (California sea lion), 4754 nucleotides. RefSeq names its product prodynorphin (gene PDYN). The transcript is spliced from 4 exons. Gene Ontology annotation, biological process: sensory perception; chemical synaptic transmission; neuropeptide signaling pathway. Gene Ontology annotation, cellular component: dendrite; plasma membrane; neuronal cell body. Gene Ontology annotation, molecular function: opioid receptor binding. The record is from RefSeq and is a predicted model, not a curated record. The coding region runs from base 2536 to 3306 and encodes 256 amino acids. Lineage: Eukaryota; Metazoa; Chordata; Mammalia; Carnivora; Otariidae.